Peniophora sp. CBMAI 1063 is the source of this 378-nucleotide messenger RNA. Lineage: Eukaryota; Fungi; Basidiomycota; Agaricomycetes; Russulales; Peniophoraceae. The record is from the annotation of a GenBank genome assembly.
AUGUCGUCCAGCAAGAAACGAGCGACGGUGCCGUCAGUCCUCUCCCAAGAGGAGGUGCAGCAAAAUUACACACGCCUGCAGGGUGAGAUGCAGAAUAUCGCAGGAAAGAUUGGAGAGCUUGAGCAGGAGGCCGAGGAGCAUGUGCUCGUCCUGGUGACCCUCAACGAAGCUCUGGGGAAAGAUCCGAAUAGGAAAUGCUUUCGACUGAUUGGUGGCGUACUCGCCGAGCGGACGGUGAAAGAUGUCGUACCGCAAUUGCAGAACAAUUGCGAUAACAUUAGGAAAGUGGUGGAAAAUCUCGCAGAUCAAUACAAGGCGAAGGAGUCCGAGUUUGACAAGUUCAAACGGGACUAUAACAUCAGAGCAGUCCGUGCGUAG